AUAAAAGAAGAAUUGCAUUGCAGUACAGACACACAAGCAGUAGAACCCUUUAAGGGAGCCUGGAUUUCGACAGCGGGGAGCCAGCUAUACAAAAACAGAAACACAUUGAUGCUACAGACUGACCAAAAAAAAAAGAAUUAAUCCACGUUAACAUAUAUAUAUAAACACCCAUCUAGGGGAGACCCACCACCGAGAGACGCACAUUUCACUUCUUCUGCGAUUGUCUCUUUGGAGAGCACAAUUUUCCACAUCCUGCUGAAGACGAAGGCCGCUCGGCGUCUUCGAUUUUUCCUCUGCGGGAUCUCUCUGGGUGUGAGAAACCGAACGGCGCCGCAGAGGACCAGGGCUGUCUGGAAGACCGUGUGGGGUUUGGCUCGGGAUUUUUUUUUUUCCUUCCCAUUUUUUUUCCUUUUUUUUUUUACUCCCCCCCCCUCCCCUGUCAGAAAACAACAAAACAACAACCCCGACAACCUGCCUGAAAGAAGAACGCCGACCACAGCCACAACCGAGCGAACGCCUCACCACCUCGGCAACAGAAGGAGCUAAAUUCCAACUUCCUUUGCACAUUAAGAAUGGUUACUCAGAUAAUCAGCACAAUGGAAACUCAGGUGUCCAACGGUCCGACCGCCAACAGUAUCCCCAAUGGCCCUGUCAUCAGCACUAAUGGUUCCACGGACGACAGCAAAACCAACCUGAUCGUCAACUACCUGCCCCAGAACAUGACCCAGGAGGAGUUCAAGAGCCUGUUUGGCAGCAUCGGAGAGAUUGAGUCCUGCAAACUGGUCAGAGAUAAAAUCACAGGUCAGAGUUUAGGCUAUGGAUUUGUAAACUAUGUCGACCCAAACGACGCCGACAAGGCCAUCAACACGCUAAAUGGACUCAAACUGCAAACCAAAACAAUCAAGGUGUCCUAUGCUCGGCCCAGCUCAGCCUCCAUCCGUGAUGCCAACCUCUAUGUCAGCGGGCUUCCCAAGACCAUGAGCCAGAAAGAGAUGGAGCAGCUGUUUUCUCAGUACGGCCGGAUCAUUACCUCGCGCAUCCUGGUGGACCAGGUGACAGCAGGCAUAUCACGAGGAGUGGGAUUCAUCCGGUUCGACAAGCGCAACGAGGCUGAGGAGGCCAUCAAGGGGCUGAACGGGCAGAAGCCACUGGGUGCCGCCGAGCCCAUCACUGUCAAGUUUGCCAACAACCCCAGCCAGAAGACCGGCCAGGCCCUGCUCACACAGCUGUACCAAACCGCCGCCCGCCGCUACACCGGGCCCCUGCACCACCAGACGCAGAGAUUCAGACUCGACAAUUUACUUAACAUGAGCUACGGAGUCAAGAGCUCUCCCUCCCUUCUCCCUAGGUUCUCACCCAUCACCAUUGACAGCAUGACCAGCCUAGCUGGAGUCAACCUGACAGGGCCCACGGGAGCUGGCUGGUGCAUCUUCGUGUACAACCUGUCGCCCGAGGCCGACGAGAGCGUACUGUGGCAGCUGUUCGGACCCUUCGGCGCCGUCACCAACGUCAAGGUCAUCCGCGAUUUCACCACCAACAAGUGCAAAGGCUUCGGCUUCGUCACCAUGACCAACUACGACGAGGCCGCCAUGGCGAUCGCCAGUCUCAACGGCUACAGGCUGGGCGACCGCGUGCUGCAGGUGUCCUUCAAGACCAGCAAGCAGCACAAGGCAUGAGGUGUCAAGGAAGAAGACUGGGGGAGGGGGGAAGGGCGGGGGAAUGGAGAGGAUAAACUUGUAGGAAGGAAAGAAAAACCAAACAGAAUCAAAACGAAGAAUAUACAGUGAGCAAAAAACGCUAGAGGAAAUUAGGAAAACAAAAAUGUUCACCAAAAGCAAGGGAGCCCCCAUUUGGGUUAAAUCCUAUUUGACUUAGAUUAAAUUACAGUCCUACUGGUAAUCAUUUUACAGUAUAAUAGAGCAUCUGUAGGUUUGCCUGUACUGAAGCAUAUAUGGCGUGUAGCAUCUGCAGUCACAUCGGUGUCUAUAGAGUUUAGAAGUUGCUAUUCAGGAAAGGUUCUAGGAAGCAAAGCUGCAUGUGCUGUAUCUAUUUAUGCAGUCCACUGCUGUAGCCAAAACGAGCACAGGACUGCUCUAUAGGCAACAGGGACCCCAGCACAUAGGGAUGAGAUUUCGGCUAAUGCCACGCAGGACUGGGAAGUUGGGGAGACGCAGGGUGGUGAAGAGCAGUGCUGUGCAAGUUAACGUGAUUUUGGGCAAGCAAAAAUUGAGUUAAAAAAAUUAGAAUUAAGUACAGUUAUGCGAUUUUGCCCUACAACCUGCUCCCUAUCUUCUUCUGUCUGAUACGUACAAAACAUUUGGGAAAGGGGAGGGGGCGAGUACAAGAACCAAACUUCGGCAAGAAUUAAGUAUAUAAUCGUAAUGGAUUAGUUUCCCACUGGGUAUUUGCAAUCGACGAUUUUUAUUAAAAAUACAAAAAAAAAACACAAAAAAAACAAAAAGCCAGUGUUAGCUUAUAUAUAUUAUAAAUAUAUAAAUAUAUAUCAAUAUAUAUCGCGGUUGUAACAGCCAAGUAAGCAAGCAAUUUUAUAAAACAAACUUUGACUACUAUUUCCUAGAUCAACUUUAUGGUGCAAAUCUACUUUGGCGUUUCCCAGUCACGAGAGGUUUCUAGCCAGUUUUAGGCUGUAUAGAAGAGUAGUGGGAGCAAGGUCGCGACGAGUGAAAUUCAAACAGAGAAGCUUCUUUCCUAAUUUUACAGCGGGAUGAGAUUUAAGAUUUUAAAAUGGCAAACUCUGGGGGGGGUAAGGGGGACAAAAACACAAGAUGCUUGCUCACACACGAACAGGCAAACCGAAGAAAAAAAACGUUUAUACACCGAGGCUGCGGCAGUUUCAAUGUGUUAAAGACCAUGCGUGUGAAAAACAGCUACCAGCGAUGUUAGUUUUUCUUUUCAGGAAAGUCCCACUUAUAACAUUUUUUUUCUAAAACAAGGGGGGUUGAUUAUGGAAUUCUAAACUGGCUCUUUAAUUUUGUGGAUUUCCAGGUGAUCCCCUGACAUUCAUUCAUUGCGAAAAUGAACCCCUAUCCCAGCAGAUCAAAGCCUAAAACUCUUAGAUGUUCACGACAGUCCAAAUCUGCAAUAUGGGAAGGGGACGGUGCCUUGACUGCUGGUGUAAUUACUAUCCAUUGCCUCACUGUGUUUCUGAGGUUUCCAUAACAAAAUCCGACUCACGUAGACAGAUGGAUACCAAAUUAAACCAACAGAAAGGGAUCCAAAGGUGGUUAACUUUAACACCGCCGCAGUGAACUAGUAACGACCCAGACUUAAGCCUGUGAACACCUUUAUCUGGUUGAGCCCCCUACAGACAGUUUUGAAAACGUGAACAGCCAUACGUUGCUUAUUUCUGCACUUGCGUUCCGCUUGCCACUUUCAGAAACAGGGCUCCCAGCAAUCCUCUCUCUGGAUCGAACUAAUUGCAUCAGCCAGAAGCACGCUGCGGAAACUGAACAUUACGAAACAGCCAGAAGCACGCUGCGGAAACCGAACAUUGUGAAACAGCCGGAAGCACGCUGCGGAAACCGAACAUUGUGAAACAGCCGGAAGCAUGUUGCAGAAACGGAAGAUUACAAAAUGGCCAGAAGCAUGCUGCGGAAACCGAACAUGAUGAAACGGCCAGAGGCACGUUUCAGAAACCGAA
Lepisosteus oculatus (spotted gar) is the source of this 3661-nucleotide messenger RNA. It is a transcript of the gene elavl3, whose product is annotated as ELAV like neuron-specific RNA binding protein 3. Gene Ontology annotation, cellular component: ribonucleoprotein complex. NCBI's taxonomy places the organism in Eukaryota, Metazoa, Chordata, Actinopteri, Semionotiformes, Lepisosteidae. The record is from RefSeq and is a predicted model, not a curated record. Gene Ontology annotation, molecular function: RNA binding.